GGGGCAGAUGGGAUUUGCAAUCCAAGGCAUCGGGAGCAUAGCUGCCAAGUUCUCCCUUUUUUUAAGGGAAAUUCCCUUAUGCUGAAUAGGCUUCCUAUGAUCGGGAGGACAUUAGCUUUGGAAAAGCUACUUUAAAACAGUUGCUUGGCAGGCAUGAAUGCAACAGGUACAGCUUUUCCAAACCAAUGUGAUGAACAAAGCUGCGUCUGUUAAAAAGAUGUGACAAAGUAGCUAAAAAGGGAAGUCCCAAGUUUAGAUACUCUAUGCUACGUGCUUCCUAAGACUGCAAUCCUAUCCAAACAUCCCUUGGAAUCUAAGCACAUCAAAGAAACAAUAUUUGAGUAAACAACAUUCAUGGAUUGUUCUGUAAAUGCCUUUAAGCAAAACUGUUCUUUCUCUGCACCCCGUCAUAAGGGGUAAUUAUACUGGCCUACUCUGUAGGGCUGUUUGUUUUAUUUUAAAUAUUUAUACCACAUACCUUUGCAGGGCAAGUUCCAAAAUGCAAAGCAAUAAAAACUCAGUAGUAAAAUCUGCAGCUAAAAACUGCACACAAAACCAUUUCAUUAAAUAUAAGGGUGGCUUGAUCCAUGAGGCCUUGAUCCAGUAUACAUCUCCCAAACUCAAUCUGACUUGCUUCUGAUGAAGUGUGCAUGCACACGAAAGCUAAUACCUAUGACAAACUUAGUUGGUCUCUAAGAUGCUACUGGAAGGAAUUUUCUUUUUUUUGCUUCUGAAUAGACAUGCCCAGGAUUGAAACUUUGAAAAGCAGUAUAAAAAGGCUAAGACUUCCACUAACCCUGAGGAAUAAAUAUUACACAACACAAUGGAGCAUUUUCCCGAGCAGACAUGCAAAUGAUUGCUCUCAUAAGGCUGCAAUCCUAUAUCCAACGACCUGAGAAUUCAAUUUAAAUCGGGCGCUGACUUCACAGUAGAUAGAACACACAGGAUUGGGCUAUAUUCUUGGGUGCCUGUUUCAGGUGCCAAACACGAACUUGUUUCCCUGCUACCCAGGAGAAAAAUGAACGAGCGGCCCUGCUUCGUGGCCGUGAUUACUCAAGAGUAAAUCCCGCUGACUUCAACAGGGCUUACUUGCAAGCCGAAAACUGGGAGGGGAAGGCAUUUUACACGUGUAAAAAAAGAGGGAUGCCAGAGAAAUAUCAACAACUACAAGAGAGCUAAUAGUGUAUAAAUAAUUUUUGGUGUUGCGGUUUUUUGUGCUGAGACUCCUUUGUGGAGGCCACGACCAACCUACCCAGCGGGUCCUCGCGCUCAAGCCGUCUCCCUAGCAACCGCCGGAAGGAGAAAGUGGCCUCCGCCGGAAGCGGAAGCGAGGCGCUCUCUUUCUUCCCCCGGCUCUUCUUGCCCCACGCCUUCCGAGUUCCGAGGCCUGACAAAUCAUCAGCUCGGGAGUCUGCCGCUUGCGUGGUCGAGGUCCCCGGAAGGAAGCGGGGAAAAAAAAAUAAGCGGAGGGAAAGCUCGGGACUCGGGUGGUGAAGGAACGUGUGAAUGGGUGCUCGGCUGUGACUCGUGGGCUGGCAAGGCUCGCUAACUUUCGGAUAAAGGAUGUCCCGUGUCCCUUUGGGGAAAGUCCUCCUGCGAAAUGUCAUCCGUCACACUGAUGCACAUAACAAGCAGCUUCUGUGGCCCUGGUCCAACUGAUGUCAGAGCUCCAACUCUCGGUAGGAUCCAUGGCCUUCAAAAAGGAUUCAAGAAGAGUCGGAAAUGUGGAAAAUUCGGGAAAUGGAAAAGCAGAACAAAGACAUUCAGUGGGGCAAGGAAAAGAGACUGCUUCCUGAUAGUUCCAGCAGCCGGAUGCGUAGCGAUGGGUUUGAUGAAGAGACCCAGCAGGCCAAUUGGAAGGCGAGGAACUUGGCUCCUGUGUCAGUAGAGAUGGAAGACGACCUCCGGCAUGCCCGCUACUGGAACAAGAAGCUCUACGAAUGUGAAGCAAACAUGCCAGACAGGUGGGGCCACAGUGGCUACAAAGAGCUGUAUCCUGAAGAAUUUGAUACAGACAGUGACCGAGAGCAAGAUGAACAAAACUCUGUGAACGGAAAAAGGAAGUCUCAGCCCGGCACGCGGUCUUCCCUUGAGUUGCCCAAAAGGAAAAAAGCCAAAAAGUCACACAAGAAGAAGCGGAAAAAGAAAUCUCAUAAGAAGCAGAAGAAGAAGAAACAGGAACAGCCAAGUGCCAUGGCAGAUUCUUCCCAGGAGUCUGACUUGUCGGAGAGAGGCGCUGGCAAGAGAAAGCGGAAGCGUCACAAAAAGGCCAAGAAGAGCUCUGCAAAGGCAGCUCCCUCUUCUUCCUCAGGGCAAGACAGUGACUCCAGCAAGGCCAGCAGCUGCCCCUCCAGCAGUUCUGAGGACAGUGAGCCAGACAAAAAGCAGGAGAAGCAGCCAAAGAAAAAGAGGCGGAAACGCCAUGUCUCUCUCUCAGAACGGUGUGCUGAAAGGGUGCAGGAGAAGCGCAGUAAGAGGAAGAACUGGAAAGUGGCUGCUGAUGAGAAUUCAGAGGACAGUUCUGAUGAGGACUAGGGGAAACGGACCAACAGAGUCGGUGCUUUUCGCGGGGCGGGACAAGGGCACUGACAUUCUGGGAGAUUGGUCUCCAAGUGCUGCCCCCUUGGAACAAAAGUAGUCUGGGCAACAGCUCUAUGAUCCAGACACUGCAGACCUCAGUUACUUUCAGGGGGCUUCUUUCAGUUUCAUGUAGGUCAGAAACUGGUCAGGAAUUGAGAAGCUCCCAGCCCAAGGCUCAUUUGUCUAGCCCAGGUUCAAACUUGAGUUUGUUUGUGACAAUACGGAACCUUAACUCACAAAAGAGCUACUAUUGGAGCCUGCAUAGAAUGGAACUGACCUUGGGUCUCCUUUGCCUUUUUUAAAAAAACUAAAAUUUAUUUUUGAUGGCCAAUACCUAACAUUUAAUUGCAAUAAACAUCCUACUUGCAAGGUUGAUCAGAUGGUGGCAUACAAGAUGUGUCAUCAGGUCCAAAGGCCAAGUGGAGAACAGCAAAGGGCAUGUGGCUGCCCUAGGUUCAAAUAGGAUCUACUGGGGUUCAGAGACAACUAUCCAAACACAAGCCAUGGUGAGAUUUAAAGUAAGCCGCCUCUGCUAGCUGUUUUGUGGUGAAAUGAAUAUAAGCAUCCCACCCCCUACGAGAGUAUGCUUAAUGCCAUAUCCUAUUCAUUCUGGUAAACUGGUUGUCAGCUUUGCUGGUGUGUGUCCAAGCUGCCUGCCCUUUUGUUUUGCCAGCUCUUGCUGGGGAAAAAUAUAUCUUGCUACCAGUCAGGGAAUGACAGAGCAGAUGGAAAGAGAGUUCCUGUUCUUAACAAGAGAAGUGGUUUCUCAGCAUAAUGGAAAGAGGCUGCUGGGAUCUUGGUUCACCCAGCUUCUCUCCUGGUGUUAUUGCUAGAGCACUUUAACUUGCAUCUCCAAAAGGAACUGUUGUGCAACCUGGAGGGGGGGCAUGCCCCACCCCCAGAUGUUGUAAAUCAUGGUGACUGCUGGCUGGGGUUGAUGAGAGACUAGCAGCAUCUGAAGGGGCAGAGAUGUCUCCCAUCUGUGAUGUAACUAGUCAGAUGUUGCUCCCUCCUCCGGAUCCACAUGCCUUCUAUGAUUGAUAGGAGGCAGCAGAAGGGUUUCAGUGGUUUGCUGGAGGGCUGGCUUAGCUCAUUCUACAGCUUAGGGGCUGCAAAGAUGCACACUGAAGAAAGAACUUUGUAGUAGUUGCCUCUGCCCCAUAUCUUAUGCUGUCAAGAGGUAGAGUCUACAUACACCAUAAAUCAAACUGAUUCCUUCUUACCCAGACCCUGUAAGGAGGACUGGGGCUAUACAUUAGUGGCUUCUUUGCAUCCUCACCAGUUUCCCACUGAAAUUCCCACCAUACCUCUGGGGAAACCACGACUAUUAAAGUACCUAUAAAACUACUAUGUUUGUAGUGUAGGUAAUUCAUCAUUCCCUCCUUUUUCUUAAAGUAGGCCAUUGUAAACUCAAGGCACACAGGAUUAACAGGCUGGUUAGAGGAAAGGGUUUUGGACCUUUCCCCUCUUAUCCUUAAUGGUCACAUGUUACCUUCCUUCUCACAGUAACAUCCUGCUGGAGCUGUUUUAUCAGCCUCUUGACCUUCUCCCCUCCACCUGGCCUCCCUGCACAAAUACAAUUGCCUGCCAUCACCCCAUAUCUGGGGAAUAGUGAACAGAAUGCCACAUUGCCACAUUGUUCUGUCCUACGGUGUGGUACCAGUGCCCAAAGCUUAUUUUUUAAAGUAGUUCUAAUGUGUUGCUAUAAAAAAGCAAAGCAACGCAAGUUAUUUUGACAAAAAACAACUAUUUUUUAAUAUGUGCAAGGUAUCGGCACAAAUAAAUUCAGAGGGUCUGCAGUAACAAACGAAGUUGCUUUCACCCAUCGGCAGUCAAAAUGAACAGUCUUUAUAAUAGCAUUUAAGAUUUUAUACACCAUUGUAAACAUGCACUGAUGAUUUUGGAGGUGGGGGGGAUAUGAGACACUCUUAGAUCAAAAAGGCAUUGUGAAAGGGGUGGGCUUCAAAAAUAAAUCUGAAGAACAGCAGGAGCACACUCACUAUAAAUGGAAUUCCAACUUCUGGAGGGAGGAUGGCAGAGUGAAGGAUCUAUACCUGUUACAGGCCUUUAAGUGCAAGCCAGAAAACCCUACGUUACAUUUGUAGAACUUGCAAUCAGCACACUGGCACAGAUCUAGAAAGCUUUGUAAGCAGCUCUUUCUUCAAAUGGCAGAACAUGUGUUUUGCAGGGAUAAAAUAUGCUGACCAGGAUCACAGGUGUUCAUUAGAAUUUUUUUUUGAUACAAAUUGGCAUGCUCGUAGAAUGGAACUGAAGCAGUA
This is a messenger RNA of Zootoca vivipara (common lizard), 4859 nucleotides long. It is a transcript of the gene NKAPD1, whose product is annotated as NKAP domain containing 1. The record is from RefSeq and is a predicted model, not a curated record. NCBI's taxonomy places the organism in Eukaryota, Metazoa, Chordata, Lepidosauria, Squamata, Lacertidae.